Molecule: messenger RNA, 1280 nt
Organism: Neolamprologus brichardi
Lineage: Eukaryota; Metazoa; Chordata; Actinopteri; Cichliformes; Cichlidae
Source: RefSeq, a predicted model, not a curated record
GCGGCAGAAAAAGGAGGAAGAAAGCUCAGACGGGCCACUUGCAGCCACAGCCUCCGUUGACAUCACAUCGUGUCAUAUCAUGCCCCAGUGAAGACGCACACAGUUCAGAGCCGGCCAUGGAUUUCAGUCAGCCUUUUUCAGUCCUCAAUGAGAAGCUGAGACCUCGAGUCACCACCAGCGAGCAACUCUACUCCUCUCUGACCAGGUUGGAGGGCAGACAGCUGGGCCCGCUCAGGAACAAAUAUACUUAUUACCGAGCAACGGUUUUGCCAAGAGAACCUGAACCAAAUGCCACAACAAAGACAGACGAUCCAGAAGAGUCUGUAGACGAGACACAGAAAGAUUACUCUAAAGGAAACACUGCCAGUCUGCUGGCUGGUAAAAACACAUGCCUCAUUAACGAAUUAAAUUUGAACGAUAUCAGCGAAGAUGAGCUGGGUGACGACGAAAGCACCUCACAGUCUGACGAGAAAGACAGCAUGGGUGAGGUGGCCUCAGAGGAAGCAAGGGACUCUGAAGGGUCAGGAUCCAAUGAAAAUACAAACUCUUUCCAGAAAGACUACCUAGAUGGGACCCUACCAGACCUGCUAAACAGUGGCAAGCCGCUCAGCAGACGCAGAACACUGGGACACUACUCAGACACGCUUAAAGAAGUACGGCGAGAAGUGGAGCUGUCCCGCAGACGAAGUAUCAAGCUGAAGGCCCAGGUGGACAAACUGCAGGAAAGCAGAGAAGGAGAGGGCUGGAGUCAACACAAAGAUCGGGUCACAGAGGAAGUUUUGUCUAUUCUGAGGCUGCUGCACCCGCUGACAGAGCCAGAGUCCAGCCAGAUCGAGCCGUCCGAUGGGGAAAACCGCCUGGACGCCGCUCUGGGCCAGCUGCAGAACGUGGCCCGCAAACUGGCAAUCAGCCACACCAAACAGGAGUCCAAACCUGGAGGAAAGGUGGCAGAAGACAGUGCAAUUCUCCAGCAGGCGCUGCGGGACAGAGAUGAGGCCAUAGAAAAGAAAAAGGCGAUGGAGGCCGAGCUGCUGCGGAGUAAGACGGAGAUGAUGACGCUGAACAACCACCUGCUGGAAGCUGCACAGAAACGUCUGGAACUGUCGCUGGAGCUCGAAGCCUGGAAGGUAAACCUGAGAUGAGUUUAAUGUUUAACAGAGACAACACAAGGGUGUGCUUCUCUGGGCAAACACUCAACCGAGAUCUAUAAUCUGAGCACACUGGGCUUUACUGAGGAAAAGAGAGCUGGUGGGAAGGUGUAAACAUAAGACACUCAAAGG